Messenger RNA from Hemibagrus wyckioides, 1571 nucleotides. It is a transcript of the gene pigm, whose product is annotated as phosphatidylinositol glycan anchor biosynthesis, class M. Bases 219 to 1442 code for a protein of 407 amino acids. The record is from RefSeq and is a predicted model, not a curated record. Lineage: Eukaryota; Metazoa; Chordata; Actinopteri; Siluriformes; Bagridae. Gene Ontology annotation, molecular function: alpha-1,4-mannosyltransferase activity; GPI mannosyltransferase activity. Gene Ontology annotation, cellular component: glycosylphosphatidylinositol-mannosyltransferase I complex; membrane. The transcript has 5 exons. Gene Ontology annotation, biological process: GPI anchor biosynthetic process.
UUCUUUUUCACCAGGAAGUAAACGCGUUACCUUGCACAUUGUUUCUGUCUAUAUCUUAAAACUUUACUUGAAAUUUUACUUAAACAUGAAUCUUGCGUGCGGGAGAUAUUUGAAGAUGAUGAUUCAGAGAGAUUAAAAGAGAUCCCAUUUAAUUGUGGCAUUAGCAUUUGCUUAGUUUGUUCACAAACAGUCAGUGAAGUACAUUGUCACAUGGAAACAUGUUUUCAUUCCAACUAAUGGAUUUUGGGACGUUGCACAGCAUCGCAUUUGUUAUACGUUUAUUUUUGGUAGGUUUUGGGAUUUAUCAGGAUAAAACCAUGGUGGUCAAAUACACUGACAUCGACUAUCACGUCUUUACAGACGCAUCCAGACUUGUAACGCAGGGCGAGUCUCCGUACAACAGGUCCACCUACCGAUAUACACCACUCCUGGCGUGGAUGUUAUCACCUAGCAUCUACUUGACCCCUCAUUUUGGGAAGCUGCUGUUUGUGAUUUGUGAUGUGCUCUCUGGUGUCCUCUUAUAUCACAUAUUGACUCUCCGAGGUUUAUCCAGUAAUGCAGCCUGUCGUUUCUCAGCUCUCUGGCUUCUGAAUCCUUUACCCAUUGGUGUAUCAACACGUGGGAAUGCUGAAGCACUUCUGGCUAUUUUGGUUCUGUCCACUCUCCUGUGUUUACAACUGAAGAGACAUUUUACAGCAGCAUUGCUCUACGGCCUCUCUGUCCAUAUGAAAAUAUAUACAGUGAUAUAUGCCCUUCCCAUCGGCCUGUUUAUAUCCAAUCACAAGGAAUUGAAGAAGCACUACAGAGGAAUUUUUAGGGCUAUCCAAAGCCUUUUCAGUAAGGAUCUGGCUCUAUUUGCUAUCAUUGCAGGAGCUGUGUUUCUUGGUCUGACUUUGGCAUUUUAUUGCAUGUAUGGCUGGGAUUUCCUCCAAGAAACCUACUUCUACCACUUAACAAGGCGGGACAUUCGUCAUAAUUUCUCCCCAUACUUCUACAUGUUUUACUUAACAGUGGAGAGUGAAUGGAGCUUCAUUUUGGGUCUAGUGGCCUUUUUUCCCCAGGUUAUACUGUUAUUCCUUACGUCUCUCGCCUUCUAUGCUGACUUGCCUCUCUGCUGCUUCCUCAACACAGCCCUUUUUGUCAGCUUCAACAAAGUCUGCACCUCUCAGUAUUUUCUAUGGUACCUGUGUUUACUGCCUCUGGUCCUGCCACACCUGAGACUCACAGUAAAGCAAGGAAUUGGGCUACUGCUGUUGUGGUUCACUGGCCAGGGCUUGUGGUUGGCACCAGCUUACUACCUGGAAUUUGAAGGAUGCAACACAUUUAUGUAUAUAUGGUUUGCUGGCCUGCUGUUCCUCAUCAUCAACUCAGUGGUCAUGGUCCAGAUAAUUAACAAUUACAUACCAAAGACAGUUGUUCAACAAAAACAGAAAAUGAAAUAAACACUGGAUUGAAAAUAAAUGAAUAAAUGUACAAAACAUUAAAAAUGUAUGGUUAUUUUCUUACUUCUGCCUCUAUUGUCUGUCAAAAAUGUCAUCAAACAGUAUAAUAAAGCGGGUACUUUUUAAUUA